CACUUAUCAUCAUUAAUGUUUCUAUCAAUUUAUAUAAAUACACUACUCACUCACUUACUAAGUUCAAGAGCACUUGUUAAUUUCUCAAAAAUUAGUUAAAAUGGCUAGAACACCUUCAUGUGACAAAAGUGGAAUGAGGAAAGGAACUUGGACUGCUGAAGAAGAUAGGAAAUUAAUAGCUUAUGUUAGUAGAUAUGGUUGCUGGAAUUGGCGCCAACUCCCUAAGUUUGCAGGUCUUGCAAGAUGUGGGAAGAGUUGUAGAUUGAGAUGGAUGAAUUAUCUAAGGCCUAACAUCAAAAGAGGGAAUUUCACUCAACAAGAAGAAGACUUGAUUAUCACAAUGCAUAAAAAGCUUGGAAAUAGAUGGUCAACCAUCGCGGCGGAAUUACCUGGAAGAACAGAUAAUGAAGUGAAGAACCAUUGGCAUACUUCCCUCAAAAAGAGAGUUCAACAUAACACAAUCACAAAUAGUGAAGAAAUCAAAGCUACUAAAUCAAGAGAUAUUACCAUUUCCCAAGUUACUACUCCAGCUAGUUCCCAAGACACCAAUGGCCCAUUAUCCCCAUUUUCAUCAUCAAGUGAAUUCUCUUCCACUCAUGAUUUGGAUGAUAUGAGUUUUAUAGAUGCUUUUAUUGAAUCUAUGGAUCAAAGUUUUUUGUUGGAUGACCUUACCAACACACCAAAUGGAAUAGUGCAAAACAAUACUAAUUGUGAUUUUCAAAAUCAAGAUACUUCUUUAGUGUCUCCAAAUUAUUCUUCCAAUGAUGAUAGUAAUUUGGUUGUGGAUAAUGAUUUUGGCAGCUUUGUAGAUGCGUACUACGAGUCAACAGUUGAUAAUUUUUGGACACCAUAUGAAGCUGAAAUGUCACAUGUUCCAAGCCACAUGCUGAUGACAACUUUGCCGAUGGAAUCUGAAUAUUUUUCGGUAGUAUAUGAUGAGGAUCUUUGGAGUUGAAGUAAUUUGUAAUACAUACUAGUAUAAGAUAUUAGACUUUUUAAUUAAUAAAAUAAACUCAUGAUACUUGUUGGAACAAAGAGAACGUUUUUUAACUCCUGUAACAACAAUCCUCCUUGUGUUUAUGGUUGUAAAACAUUUUGAUUUUGAUUCAAAUAUCAUUUUGAGAUUCAGAAUCUAAUGCUUUAAUGAUGCACAAUAUAUGAGCAUGUCGGAAAAUGUUUCUUUCAACUGAGAUUCGAACUUUAAGUUGUGGG
This is a messenger RNA of Trifolium pratense (red clover), 1212 nucleotides long. RefSeq names its product transcription factor MYB13-like. The coding region runs from base 101 to 955 and encodes 284 amino acids. Lineage: Eukaryota; Viridiplantae; Streptophyta; Magnoliopsida; Fabales; Fabaceae. The transcript has 2 exons. The record is from RefSeq and is a predicted model, not a curated record.